Messenger RNA from Plasmopara halstedii, 846 nucleotides. Its product is annotated as RxLR-like protein. NCBI's taxonomy places the organism in Eukaryota, Oomycota, Peronosporomycetes, Peronosporales, Peronosporaceae. The transcript has 3 exons. The coding region runs from base 1 to 846 and encodes 281 amino acids. The record is from RefSeq and is a predicted model, not a curated record.
AUGAUCCUACGGAUGUUCAUUGUCGCUUUUGGCUUUCUAUUCAUCGCAUGUUUAAGCGUAACUUUGGGAUCGUCAGAAGAUCGUGCGUGUAAUUGUAUAGAGGAUCCACCUCAAAAGAAUAUCCAACCACUUGUCUUUUGUAAUUGGUACAAUGCUAAGAGUUGCUGUCUAUCAGCACACGAUGCAGACAUCAACGGCAAAUUUCUUGGACUCAUUGAAGCCGGACCAGCAUGCAAAAAGUAUCAGAAUAAAGCUAAACGCUUUCUUUCUUUUGUCUUUUGCUAUGCAUGUGAUCCUGAAGAACCUACACACUUUACGACACCAUUGGAUACCCAGUUCUUCACUUCAAGCAUGAAGACUGUGAAAAUAUGUGCUAGUGUGGCUUUAAAAAUCAAACCAAAGUUCUUCUCGGACUGCGGUUUACUGCUACCUGAAAAUCGUGAGUCAAUUUGCUCGUCAAAUUCUCCUAUCGUUCCACAUAAAGUAUGGACUGGUUGUGAAGAUCAACAGCAUAUUUGUCAGGAUCACACGACGUCCACUUGGUAUUGCUCCAAUUCAGUCUGUGGCGCUGCACACACUCCAAUUGGAUUUAAUGACGUGCCUUGUAAUACUUCAAGACAUACGUGUGAUGGCGUCCUCAUGUUUCUGAAUGAUAAUCGCGCAGCUAAACCCCCCAAUUAUGAAGAAUAUGCCGUCGAAAUAGUUGAUGAACAGCUUUGCAAGAAGGAACUUGGCGAAGAGGAAGGAUCGAUGAGAUGCAAAUGCUUUCUGCAUGCUUGUGAUUCUAUAUGCAGCAGUCGACUUAUAAGAAAACGUUCUAAAUGGAUACUUCUACCUGAUUUUUAA